Rana temporaria (common frog) is the source of this 2090-nucleotide messenger RNA. RefSeq names its product testis development related protein (gene TDRP). Bases 474 to 1058 code for a protein of 194 amino acids. Lineage: Eukaryota; Metazoa; Chordata; Amphibia; Anura; Ranidae. Gene Ontology annotation, cellular component: nucleus; cytosol. The transcript is spliced from 6 exons. The record is from RefSeq and is a predicted model, not a curated record. Gene Ontology annotation, biological process: spermatogenesis.
AUGAGCUGCCGCGUUUCAUGGUAUGAAUUAAUUAUUAUCACUAUUGCUGGAUUUCUCAGAAAUAUGUCAUCCUGCUGAGAAGAGGGGCGAUGAGUUUAAGGUGACCGGCAUUUCAUUCAUUAUACUGAAUAUUUCUGGUACUGCAUCACAUUUUAUCUCCUUGGAUGAAGGUGCACGUUGGAUCAAGAACAGAGACAUUGCGCUGGAUCUAAAGUUCCAAAUCUCAUAUCUGGUUUUGUAAAGACUAUCGCCAUCUUCCCGGACACAGCAUGUAGAUGAGCUCGCCCCUCCUCCUCCCCAGGACGGUGAUGAUUACUUCCAAGAGAAGUGGAGUGAGCGGAGAAGCAGGUCUCUGGUUUCCAGGAUGGAGUUACUGCUGUGCCCUGUAUAAAGUGUAACAGUCCUGUGUGUGUGUCCCUGGCCUGCACCUCACCAUUCCUCCCUGUACACAAGCAAGCCUGGGAGCCUUCACCAUGUGGAAGAUGAACAAGAGCAAAGUUCUCAUAGAGGAUACACCUGAUGAGGAGAACCACACUCAGCCUGAGCUUCAGAGUAAAGACCAGCUGCUCCAAGCUGACCUGCAGUCUCCUGUGUCACAGCUUGCUACAAAGGUUCAAGGUGCCAGUUUUCGAGGCUGGAAGGAUGUGACUUCCAUAUUCAACAAAGAUGAUGAACAGCAGCUGUUAAAAGGAUCCAAAUCUCCCAAGUCUAAAGCAGUUUCCUUGAAGACAAAAGAGGAAGCAAAGACAGAGAAAAAAUCCGGGUUCUGGGACAGUUUGGCAAUGAAACAGAAUGUUCAACCAAAGAAAGCAGAUGAGAUUGAGGGCUGGGAGCCCCCCCAGAUAAUGGUGGAAGAGGACCCAACAUUCACAGAAGAACCUUUAGAAGAUAACCACUCCUGGCCAGGUUGGGAAGAUGAAACGGGUUCAUCCAAGUACACAAAUCUGACUAGUCCAGGGACUACGUCUAGGUGGAGCAUUAAGUCGGCUGGCAAACUAGUUAGUAUUAGAAGGCGGAGCAAAGGUAACCUGACCGACACCUGGGAAGAGCUAGAAUGACAGCAUUUGCAGUGUCACAAUAUGCAAUAUCUUCAACGAGGGUAGCAGGUUUCAGAAGUUCUAUGCUGUAAUUUUUUUACCAAAAUACUCUUUAAGUAUUGAAUAGCUAUGUACUUUUAUAUUUAUUGGAGUCCUACACUAAAUUUGCACUCGUGUUCUUUAUUUUUAAAUUAGAAGUCAAAAAUAGUUCUCUGAGAACCCACCUGAGAAAUGUUAAGGUGGCAUUACUUGUGCCUACGUGACAGUCCGAAACCUGACUAUAGUUGGUUUCACCACAAACAGUAAUUCCUUAGUGAAUGUAUACACUGGCUAUAACAUAGACUGCCUUAUACUGUUACCAGUAAAGGGUAAAAAUUGCCUUGCACAUUAACCUGUCAAGUGCCUGUAUUUCACCUUGAUAAUGUAUUUGUGAUGCACAGCUUAAUUUAUUGAUAAGUUAAUUAUACCUGUUUCUGUUGCUUUUAUGAAAAGAUUGUUGUUUUUAAAAGCUAGCCUUUGUAGAAUGAAAUUAAAGUAUGUGUUUUGUGUAGCAUUUUAAUUCAAGCUGUCUGAACCUAAUUUUUCCAGCCUGUAAAGUACACCAUGUACUUUACAUUAGACUAUUGUAUUAUAUCUACUUGCAUAAUAUCUGUAUUAAACUGACCCUGUUAUUCAGGUUUUGACAACCUUUGCUUUCAGUUGUCUUGAAACAAUAAGGCUCAGUUGGGCUAUUUUAUAUUAAAAAAAAGUUGUGCUAGAAAAUGUGUUGUCUAUUGCAAUCAUUCUGAUGCUACAGUUCUAACAAAUAUGACUUGUGAGAAAAAUGCGUGCAUGUAUCUGGUAGCCGUAAACAACUCAGAAGUUCCUUCUGCAGUUUUUAUUAAACUGCCUUACCAUUAUUUGCUAUCUAGUGGUCAAAAUCAUUAUACUUCUUAAUGCCCCCCAGAGGAAGAAGACAUUUAAAGUAAACCUGAGCCAAGAAUAUGCACAUUAAAGUAUUUACAUAUGUUAAACAAGAAUUCAGCAAAUACUUACAUAUGUUAAAAAAAAAAA